AUGGUCUCCUUGCUCUCUCGCGCACCCUCCCUUGCCUCCCUCGGCAAACCCACCGCCCGCGCCUCCACCUCCUCGCUUCGACUGCCAGCCAUGUCUUCCUCCGCCCCCGCCCCCGCGGCCACGGCGGCGGCAGAGCCGGAGGCGUCCCGCCCAAGGAAGACGCCGGUGCUCUUAUUCGACGUCAUGGACACCGUCGUCCGCGACCCCUUCUACCACCACAUCCCCUCCUUCUUCCAAAUGUCCAUGAAGGAACUCCUAGAAAGCAAGCAUCCAACAUCAUGGUCCGAAUUUGAGAUGGGGCUGAUUAAUGAGGGCCAGCUGGCCGAAAAAUUCUUCAAUGAUGGCAGAUCUUUUGAUUUGGAAGGUCUGAAAGCAUGCAUGGUGAGAGCAUACGAGUAUGUUGAUGGUGUUGAAGAUAUUCUUUGCAGUUUGAAGCAAAACAACUACGAAGUGCAUGCUUUUACAAAUUAUCCAGUGUGGUACCAGUUGAUUGAGGAAAAGUUAAAGCUGUCGAAGUAUCUGUCAUGGACAUUCUGUUCUUGUCACGUUGGAAUACGCAAACCUUCACCAGAUUUUUACCUUCAUGCCGUGGAUCAUCUCAAUAUCGAUCCAGGAAACUGCAUUUUCAUUGAUGACAGGAUGGUAAACAUCGAAGCGGCCCUUAGUGUAGGAAUGCUCGGUUUGCAUUUUAAAAAUGCCGAGUCCCUAAAGAAUGAUUUGUGCUCACUGGGAGUUGAACUGGCACCUCUUGUGCUUGAAGAUGAAACUGAAGUUCAGUAA
This is a messenger RNA of Triticum dicoccoides, 780 nucleotides long. Its product is annotated as flavin mononucleotide hydrolase 1, chloroplatic-like. Bases 1 to 780 code for a protein of 259 amino acids. The record is from RefSeq and is a predicted model, not a curated record. Lineage: Eukaryota; Viridiplantae; Streptophyta; Magnoliopsida; Poales; Poaceae. The transcript is spliced from 7 exons.